AUGGAAUUUUUACAUAUAAAAUCUUUGGUAUGUUAUUCCUAUCUAUAAGAAUGGACUAUUUAUUAAUCAUGGUUGCUUUUUGACAACUCGUGGAUUAAAAAAUUAUUAAUCAAAAACGAGUGUACAAGCUACGAAUAUAAUAGUUUAAUAACAAAUUUUUGAGCUACCAUUACAUAAUUAAAUCAAUCUAUCAUUUAUGUUUUGGAUGUAAUUAUAUAAUAAUUAAGAUAUUCUAAACUCUUCCAGUGAAGGUUUUGAAUUUCAUUUAUACGUUGAUAACUAAAUUAUAUCUGUUUUUUAGACUUCCUUAUAUAGUCUAAUAAACUCAUCUUGA
Molecule: messenger RNA, 334 nt
Organism: Paramecium pentaurelia
Lineage: Eukaryota; Ciliophora; Oligohymenophorea; Peniculida; Parameciidae
Source: the annotation of a GenBank genome assembly